AUGGCCUGUAACAGCACACCCACCAAGACUUACGAAUAUCUGCUGCUGAACGUGAGCAACGCUUCGGACUCCCAGCCCACCCCGCUGUCCACCCCGCUCAGGAUCUCGUUGGCAAUAAUGAUGAUGAUGAUGAUGGUGGUUGGAUUUCUUGGCAACACGGUUGUCUGUAUCAUCGUGUACCAGAGACCCGCCAUGCGCUCUGCCAUCAACCUGCUGUUGGCCACCCUGGCCUUCUCAGAUAUCAUGUUGUCCUUAUGCUGCAUGCCUUUUACCGCCAUCACUCUUAUCACUGUCCGCUGGCACUUUGGGGAUCACUUUUGCCGCCUGUCCGCCACGCUCUAUUGGUUUUUCGUCCUGGAGGGCGUGGCCAUCCUGCUCAUCAUCAGCGUGGACCGCUUUCUCAUCAUCGUCCAGCGCCAGGACAAGCUGAACCCCCGCAGGGCCAAGGUGAUCAUCGCGGUGUCCUGGGUGCUGUCCUUCUGCAUCUCGGUGCCCUCGCUCACAGGCUGGACGUUUGUGGAGGUGCCCGCGCGCGCGCCGCAGUGCGUCCUGGGUUACACCGAGUUUCCAGCCGACCGCGCCUACGUGGUGACGCUGGUGGUGGCCGUGUUCUUCGUGCCCUUCGGGGUCAUGCUGUGUUCCUACAUGUGCAUUCUCAACACCGUGCGCAAGAACGCGGUCCGUGUGCACAACCAGUCCGACAGCCUGGACCUAAGGCAGCUCACCAGGGCCGGCCUGAGACGGCUGCACCCGCGCCGGCAACAGGUCAGUGUGGACUUGAGCUUCAAAACCAAGGCCUUCACCACCAUCCUCAUCCUCUUCGUGGGCUUCUCGCUCUGCUGGCUGCCACACUCCAUCUACAGCCUCCUGUCUGUGUUCAGCCGGAGGUUUUACUACAGCUCCUCCUUCUACACCACCAGCACGUGCGUCCUGUGGCUCAGUUACCUCAAGUCGGUCUUCAACCCCAUCGUUUACUGCUGGAGGAUCAAGAAAUUCCGCGAGGCCUGCCUGGAGUUGCUGCCCCAAACCUUCCAAAUCCUUCCCAAAGUGCCUGAGCGGAUCCAAAGGAGAAUCCAGCCAAGCACAGUUUAUGUGUGCAAUGAAAACCAGUCUGCCGUGUAG
This is a messenger RNA of Dipodomys spectabilis (banner-tailed kangaroo rat), 1122 nucleotides long. It is a transcript of the gene Gpr45, whose product is annotated as G protein-coupled receptor 45. Gene Ontology annotation, cellular component: membrane. Gene Ontology annotation, biological process: G protein-coupled receptor signaling pathway. Lineage: Eukaryota; Metazoa; Chordata; Mammalia; Rodentia; Heteromyidae. The record is from RefSeq and is a predicted model, not a curated record. Gene Ontology annotation, molecular function: G protein-coupled receptor activity. Bases 1 to 1122 code for a protein of 373 amino acids. The transcript has a single exon.